Molecule: messenger RNA, 3963 nt
Organism: Polyodon spathula (Mississippi paddlefish)
Lineage: Eukaryota; Metazoa; Chordata; Actinopteri; Acipenseriformes; Polyodontidae
Product: transmembrane protein 245-like
Exons: 18
Coding region: 691-3315 (874 amino acids)
Source: RefSeq, a predicted model, not a curated record
AGAUAGAUAGAUAGAUAGAUAGACAGUACAGACCAUCGUAAAUCGAGGCUAUGUUUAUUGUAUUUUGCCAGUAUUACAUAUACAGCUGUAAUUCCUGGAACGGUUUCGCCAAAUCAGGUUUUCUUCGGUCUCACGAAAUUACGCCUUGGAUCUCAUCUCCCAACAGAGCAAUCACAUGACUUUAACACUGACCUAUUGCCACAGCUCUUGCUGCUUCCCAUCUCCAGAUAAACAAUCUGCUUUGAUUUGCGCAUUUGGGUUUUGAUUGACAGUCCACCAAUACUUGCUACGGUUUUUUUUCUCUAAUCGCAGUAGAUUAGACGGCACCUCUAUUUUUUACGUCUAGUCACACCUGCCAUCUCUUCCAAGUAAAACUAAACAGAAAGGAUUGUGGGUACCAGUUUCCAUGGAAACCAUUGUAAAUGAAUGCAGGGUAACAGAAAACAAUGUAGUGUACGCGGAACUUCAGUUCUCAGCUGGCAUGCAGAAAACUUUAAUCACCCUCCAUAGUUACAUGACAGCUGCCUAUGAUUGAGUUUUCUCUAAUGUUCCUCUGACUCGGGUUUCCUUUUUUGGUCACCGACAACUUCGGACAGUGAAGACGGAAUUUCCCAUACUGCAUUGUGACAGCGACUUAACUGUCUCAAAAAUGCCAGCCACCCCCCAGACAGUGGUAUACAAUUUGUGAAAAUGGCAGUCUCCGGAGAAGCCUCUGGAUCGGGGGCCGAGUCUUCUCGGGCCUUUCCAACUCUCCUCCGGUCUCCGAGCACGAUCUUCAGCGAGUCUGUGCAGCCGGCGGUGUCCGGGAUGGUCAGUCAGCUCAUGCAGCAGCCGAUGGCCCUCAAAUUCGAUAAGAACAUAAAACAGGCCUUUUACAAUACGGGCGCUAUGAUAUUCGUAGCGAUCUGCUGUGGGGCUGCUGUGUUGGUGUACUUUAUUCUGGAGGCGUUUCUCCGGCCGUUGCUGUGGGCUGUGCUGUGUGGCACGUUCCUUCAUCCUUUCAAGUACUCACUCGCCCGAAUCGGCCGGAGGUGGCUGUCCAGCCUCCAGGAUACUGGCACUCCGAUAGUACUGGGGACUGUGUUGCUUCCGGUGUGGUUCGUUAACUACGGCGUGGAAACUCUGGGAGACCUGGUUCUGAAGAGGCUCAAGGCUCUGUUGUUGCUCGUUGCUGGGGUGCCUAUGCUUUUUUUCCUUUACUAUUUCGGGAGCGUCAUCGGAGUGCAGGUGAUAAUUGGGCACGCCUGCGGAUGUAUUUACAGUGCACUGGACUACUUCAAUGCAGUUUGGGUUUUUACACUAGUUGCUGGUUACCUGUUGGCUGUGCUAUUCAAAUGGACUCCCAGCACACAGCCCUAUCUGAGAGCCAUUUCUGUACCUGUGUGGACGGUCCUGCUCUUCUAUUUGGCCUCAGUGACUGGCUCGUGGCGGACCCCUGUCUUCUUGAUUCUCGUUUCCCUCAUGAUUGUGGGCACCCUGCACGGAACGCAGAAAGUCAAUGGGAAAAGUGGUGAGAUCUCUAGCAAAGUGCUUUUCAUUGCUGCCAGUACCAUCUCCAUGGCGAUCUCCUACAGCGGCUUGGCAGAGUCUCACGAACAUCAUCCUGUGGCCCCUCCCCCAGGAUCCUCCAAGGACAAGCACGCCCCCUCCACCAGCUCCUCCCCUCCCUCUGGUUCCAGUGGCCAGAUGCGGCCUGACAUCCGCUUCUUCCUGCAGAAGAAGAAGACCAGCGAUAUCUACUUUGUGCUACUGGUCUGGGCCAUUGUCUUGGUGCAGAUCUGGCUCAACCUGUGGAUUCUACAGCUGCUGUCUGUGCCUGUAGCUGUGUGGGUUGUGAAGAAGCUGGUCCAGCACUUCGGACUGAUGAAUUUUGCCAGGAGGAACCUGGUUUCCUGGUGGGAGGUGGUUGAGAAUUCUGUGAUGGAGCGGCAGGAUGCGCUGGCUCCGGGGCCCAUCAGGGGCCUGGGACAUUUUCUUGUUAAAGUCGACACAAAGCUGUGGCAUUGGCUUAACAAGCAGAUGAUCAUCUGGCUAGAGAGAUCACUGGAUAAGCUCAUCAGCAUUUUCAUCAUCCUCCUGCUGGUCAUGGGGACCUUACUGCUGGCCCUGCUGCUCACUGCAAAGGUACACCAGGAGAGCGUGCAUAUAAUUGAAGUGACUAGCAGCCUGAUCAAUGAGACAGUCGCAAACCACCCAGAAUGGGCCAAUAUGCUUCCAGAAACUCAGGUAGUUCAGAAGGCACUGAAUUCUGCUGCUAAUAACGUCUAUCAAUAUGGAAGAGAAUGGAUAACUAACAAGCUACACAAGAUUUUAGGGGAGAAGGUUAAUAAUACAGCUGUGAUUGAGAAACAAGUCCUGGAGCUGUGGGACCGGCUCUAUCAGUCCUGGUUUGUAAAGAACAUCACUUACUCAGGGCGACACCGCGGUCACAAGACACAAAUUAACCGUCAGAACAGCUGGCUGGGAGACAUACUGGACUGGCAGGACAUUGCUUCCUUUGUGCACGAGAACAUUGAAACCUUCUUAUCCAUCCUGGAGUCCUUGUGGAUUGUGAUGAGCCGCAAUGUCAGCCUGCUCUUCACCACCACCACCACACUGCUGACCGUGCUCUUCCACAGUGGAACAGCGCUGCUAAACUUUGCACUGUCUGUGGUGAUUUUCUUGACCACUCUGUUUUACCUGCUGAGCUCCAGUGGUGAAUACUAUAAGCCUGUGAAAUGGGUUAUCAACCUGACACCACUGUCCCAGCCAGGACCCUCCUCCAAUAUAGUAGGUCAGUCUGUGGAGGAAGCUAUACGAGGUGUUUUCGACGCUUCCCUGAAGAUGGCUGGUUUCUAUGGACUGUAUACAUGGCUUACACACACUGUAUUUGGAAUCAACAUUGUCUUCAUUCCAUCAGCCAUGGCUGCUAUCCUGGGAGCUGUGCCUUUCCUGGGGACGUACUGGGCGGCAUUGCCUGCAGUCUUAGACCUGUGGCUCGCACAGGGAGAGAGUGUCAAAGCUGUGCUGCUUCUGGUCUUCCAUCUGUUACCAACCUACUUUGUGGACACGGCCAUCUACUCCGAUAUAUCAGGCGGAGGACACCCCUAUCUGACGGGUCUGGCAGUGGCAGGAGGGGCCUACUAUCUGGGCCUGGAAGGAGCGAUCAUGGGGCCGAUCCUGCUCUGCAUCCUGGUGGUCGCCUCCAAUAUCUACAGCGCCAUGCUGAUGAGCCCGAGCAGCGCCCAGCCCAUCCCAGUGCAGCCAGUCUGGCCUCUGAGCACACACAGGGGUUUUACAGACCAUCCUGAUGAUCCAAAGGAAGACACAGACUGAGGGAGGAGGGAGAGGAAGCCACGACACAUGCUUUGCAUGCUGGCUGCCAGUGCCUGUUGCACUGCUACGUACCAAAUGAACCAACCGGGAGUAGGCGUUUCUUUUCACAGCUGCUUGCCUUACAUCCUUUGCACUUAGUCUGUCAAGCAGACAAGCCUGCCUCACCUCAUUUUGCACAAAACCAAUCGGGGCUCUCCUGCGAAAGAAGGGGGCCAGGUGGCUCGACGCUGUCUCGUCAUCUGAACUUGUAGAGGCAGCUUUCUUUCAGUGUCCCGUUGAGUCGGUUUUUGAGGCUACAGAAGCUUUCUAAGAUUCUUUUCUUGUUUUUUGGGUUUUUUUUUCUUGUUCUUUUGAGUUCAAAACCUUGCAUUCUGAAAGCUGAAGUACUGCUCAGUGUUCAGCAUAUAUCCUUUAUUUUGUUUUGCUGUUUGAUUAAGAUAGAUCACAAAGCCUACAAUAUGGUUUUAGUCAAAUAGUACCUUCUGAAAUAUAGUUCAUUUGAAAUCUCUUAAGCUCACUGUGACAAGGUCCUGUAUGUUUAUAUUUAGUUUCAGUUGUGCUAACUUUUCCCUUUAAUUAGGGCUGUUGUUUUUUAAUGUUUUGCAUAUGGUUGGUUAUAACUCAUAAUAUAUGUACUUGAUAAUAUAU